Messenger RNA from Neodiprion fabricii, 6769 nucleotides. It is a transcript of the gene dsd, whose product is annotated as putative protein tag-53. The record is from RefSeq and is a predicted model, not a curated record. Bases 128 to 3994 code for a protein of 1288 amino acids. The transcript has 9 exons. NCBI's taxonomy places the organism in Eukaryota, Metazoa, Arthropoda, Insecta, Hymenoptera, Diprionidae. Gene Ontology annotation, molecular function: protein binding. Gene Ontology annotation, cellular component: Golgi apparatus.
AGAGAGCAAAGCAAAAGCACGUCCAUCAGAGUGCCGCGAGGGGCGAGAGAGCGACAGCGAGACCGCGCGCAUUGCCGUCGUUGAUCGUCGACGGCCAUUGACUGACCUGUCAUGGGCAACUUCCAAAAUGGCAGAAGCCGUGCAGAUGUUUUUGUUCCUAUUUAAAUCGAAGUACAGGCGAAAAGUCGACGAUACUUCGUCACCCGAUUCCGCGUCGUUAAUCGGUAGUGUACCGUGGGUGUUGUGGAUCGUCGUACUUUCGGCUAUAAUAAGGAAGGCAAGCGGCGCCGUUACCCUAGACGAGACGAUCACCUCAGUCUGCAGCCUCGAUUCUUGCGUUAACGGUGAUUGCGCCAACGGAACCUGCCUCUGUCACGAAGGAUGGCAAGGACCCGCCUGCCAGUAUUGCGGCGGCAAAGUGAGGUUGACUGAGCCAUCGGGAAGCAUUCACGACGGCAACGGGAAUUAUUCAAUAGACGUGAAAUGUUCAUGGCUCAUAGACACCGGCACGAAUUCCUCGAUAAGGAUGCACAUCGAGGAGUUCGCAACGGAAUGCGGCUGGGAUCACCUUUACAUAUACGACGGGGACAGUGUGAACGCACCUUUGCUCGGCGUCUUCUCGGGCCUAAUGUACAAAGAUGGCUACCACAUCCGGAGGGUGCCGGAAGUGAUAGCGCACUCCGGAAGCGCCCUGCUACAUUUUUAUUCGGACGUCGCUUACAACAUGAGCGGAUUCAAUAUUACCUACAAAGUGAACGCUUGUCCGAGCAGGUAUUCUCACAUCGACUGCUCGGAACACGGCGUUUGCAUCGAGAGUGUUUGCACUUGCGACGCCACGUGGACAGGUGAGGCCUGCGAUGUUCAGGUCUGUCCGAACAACUGUUCUUACAGUAUCGGACAAGGAGAGUGCAAUCGGGAACAACAUCAUUGCGAGUGCGUUAGCGGUUUCAAAGGAGUUGACUGCAGCCAACGGAUCGAACGGGGCGUCUGGGAAGCGAUAACGUACAAAGAUUCAUCGAUCGAGGGAUCGGCGAGUCACUGUUCGAUAGUCUGGCGUGACUCUUUGUACGUAGUGGGCGGGGAGAGUUAUCACAAGGGUGAAAUGAUAUACGUUUACGAUUUCACUGGAAACGUUUGGGAGACACCGCAUUACGGUGGUAAGCAUCCGGAGCCGCGUUAUGCGCACUCCUGCGUACUCUACGGCGACAAGAUCUACAUGUACGGUGGAGUGAUCCAGAACUCAACGAUCACUAACGAGAUAUGGGCCUUCGACGUGUCCUCCCAGGUAUGGGAGAACGUCACAGUCCGUAACAACUGCUCCAACCGAACGAUGUGCGGUCCUCUAAAGGUCGCUGGUCACACGGCCACUCUGGUCCAGACUCACGGUAAGAAGGAGAAAAUGGUAGUAAUCUUCGGACACUCGCCGCAGUUUGGGUACCUCAACACCGUCCAGGAGUACUACUUCGGUGUCCGGGAAUGGCAGAUGGUCGAGACCUCCGGGUACCCGGUUAAGGGUGGAUACGGUCACAGUGCGUCACUGGAUCCCUUCACCGAGUUGAUCUACGUCUACGGUGGCUACGUAUCCGAGUCCCAAAGCACCCAGGUCCUGACUAGCAUACUGUACUCCUAUCACCCGAACACUAGGGAGUGGAGACUGCUCACCUCGGCACCGUCGGCGCGUUUCUUUCACUCCGGUGUCUUCGUAUCCGGCGGUCUGAUGCUCGUAUUCGGUGGAAACACCCACAACGACACCGUCCAUUCCCACGGUGCUCGGUGCUACUCGUCGGACACGAUUGCCUACGACGUCACCUGCGACUCUUGGCACCAGUAUCCGAUGCCAUCCGAGCUCACUGACCUUCCAAGGUUCGGACACAGCGCUGUUAAAUUCGACUCAGCGAUGUACAUUUACGGGGGUUUCGACGGACAGAUGUUGUCCGAUAUGAUAAGGUUCAGACCCGGUAGCUGUGACCACCUAACAAUACAGAAACAGUGCGUCAAUUCGACCAUUGGCGUUAAGUGCGUUUGGGACAAACGCGAGGGACGUUGCGAACCGAUAUCUAAGAUCCAAAGACACGUGCUCGAGGACGACGAGGCCCACGAUGGUACCUACAUGAGGUGCGUCGACGGAUCACCACCUCGCGGUAUGUCCUCACAUAAGGAACUCUGCAAGGUCCAAUCUGACUGCGCAGCUUGCGUUCAAACGUCCUACAGCUGUGUUUGGUGCGGUAAAAGCUGCGCCCAUGAGACCUGCUGGGAGAACGGAAACUCGGCGAUGAUGAAGCCGAUCAAGCACUUGGAGCAGUGCGAUUUUCACUCCGAGGCGGAGUGUCUUCAGCUUCACACGUGUCCAGCUUGCUCGAAUAAUCCAAGGUGCGUUUGGUCCUACGACAGGUGUAAACCGCAGUCGAAGAAUACCGUCGUUGGCAACAACACGACGGUUCAGAACCAGGUUCAACCUCUGACUAUGGACACUUGUCCGAUAUCAUGCAACGAGUUUACGUCGUGUAAAAACUGCACGGAGUUUGAAUGUAUUUGGUGUCAGAACGAGGGAAAGUGUGUCGACAAAAAUGCUUAUCCGGCCAGUUUUCCUUACGGACAAUGUCGCGAAUGGACUACUAGUGACAACAGGUGUCGGUCCACUGAGACCGGAAGGGAGUGGUGCAGCUUUUAUUCAUCCUGCACAGGAUGCAGGUCUGAUCCGGGAUGCGGGUGGUGCGACGAUGGCUCUGGGACCGGGAAGGGACAGUGUCUGGAAGGUGGGGCCAGAGGGCCCACCCUAAAGGGGACUAACGCGUGUCCCUCUGACGAUUGGUACUUCACCAAGUGUCCAAGUUGUCAGUGCAACGGGCACAGUACGUGUCUUCCAAACAGUAGCGUGUGCAUCCAGCCAUGUGCGAACUUGACGCACGGACCUCACUGCGACAAGUGUGUUCCAGGAUACUUCGGCAGUCCGUUAAACGGUGGCACUUGCCAACCCUGCGCCUGCAACGAUCAAGGCACUCAAUGCAUCAGUGACUCUGGAAAGUGUUUUUGCACAACAAAAGGCAUCACGGGUGAUCAUUGCGAAAGGUGUGACGUCAAUGGUAGAUAUUACGGCGACCCGACGAACAAAGGAUCCUGUUUUUACAAUCUGACGAUCGAUUAUCAGUUCACGUUCAACCUGAGCAAGAAGGAGGAUCGUCACUACACUGCUAUAAAUUUUAAAAAUUCACCUCCAAAGUCGGAUGUGGACGCUGAUUUUUCUAUAACCUGUUCCGUUCUUGCCAAAAUGAAUAUCACAAUACAGAAAGCCAACAGUCCUGAGAAACCGUUACUCUCCGGGGCAAAUUGUACGACGUACAAACACAGAUUCAGUAAGGCUGAAUACAAUUUUGGAAGCGAGGACAACAAUACUCUGACCACCUUCUACGUCUACGUUUACGACUUUCAGCCACCACUGUGGAUACAAAUUUCAUUUUCACAAUAUUCUAAAUUGAAUCUUCAACAGUUUUUCAUCACAUUUUCUACAGAAUACAUGUCCCCUUACAGAUGUUUCAUGGCAUUACUUCUCGUCGCCGCUGUACUUUGGAAAAUCAAGCAGAAAUAUGACAUGUACAGAAGACGACAGCGUUUACUCGUCGAGAUGGAGCAAAUGGCGAGCAGAGCCUUCAGCCAAGUCCUCGUCGAGAUUGAACGUCGAGAUAUCGAACCGGUCAUAACUGAGCGAAUACCCAACACUGAGAUGAGUAAUACUCGGAAGAAGAAAAAGGGCGCUCCUAGUCCCAUCGCUCUGGAACCAUGCUGCGGAAACAGAGCUGCCGUUCUGUCUCUCCUAGUGCGACUGCCCACAGGUGGCGAAGCCUAUACGCCGGCUGGCCAAAGCGCAGGACUCGCAGUGGCGUCCGCUCUUGUAACUUUGGGGAGUCCGAGAAGACCAUCGCAAGAGGUGACGACAAAAGAACCGAAGAAAUCCCGAAAAAGCGCUAGUCAGCAUCCGGAUUCGACGUGCAUAUAGCGAUAGCUCCGUGUCGAAACGAGGUUCUCAACGUUCGUAUCUCAGCCUGAUCCGGGUUUCGGUCAGAAUCGAGGUAACUGUCGAAUCGUCUCGUCGUAUCGACGACUAAAUUUCGUCUUUCGUCCAAGAAGUAAGUUCUUCUUCGCGGUUCUCUGAGGUUGUGCGAAGUUGUAGAUUCUUCGCUGUAUCCUGCGUCUGAGAUUGUGUCAUCGAUGAUCCGCGAUAUGUUGUGGCGCCUUAUCGCUUCUGGUGUCGAAACAACAGGCGUAGCUUGAACAGUAAAACGUAUAAAUCUUUCAAACGUAACAUAUCGCGCUCGUUUCGACGACUUGCCAAGUGAGAUUAUUUCUUCUAAUUGUUAAGAUGGUAUAGAUAUUUUCUCAACCUAUGACGGAACGCCGUGCGGUUUGUGGCUAGCUUUAGUUUUCAGAGACCCGUAAAGAAAUGCUUCCGCUGAAUCGUAGACCGUUUCAGUCUUCGGUUUGAAAAUCUAAACCCGUCGUAGACAUUCCGUCGUUAAUUGAUUUGCGCAGAACUGAAUUAACGGCGAUCACUGAACGAGACUCAGAUUUCAAAUGCGCUGCGAUUGGCUUACGCAGAGUCAAUUUCUCAUCGGAGACUUGACGAGAAAAAGAUGCUUCUGAAAAAGAUGAACGAGAAGAAGGGGGGAUGCAAUUGAAAAAUUAAUUACUCUCUAAACUGAAUUAAUAAUCAGAUGUCCCGAAAGGAAAACUAGCGCAGGGGACUGAGGUGAAGUGAAUCGUAAAAUGAUGCCGUCAAGCUGUCGCAAGCCUUAAAUAAACCUAUACACCCUUGCUCGUACGAUGAUUAUUAAUCGUUUGGCAGACGGUGAAAAUAGUUUCUUUUUUUCCUUCAAAUCAAAUCUUCCGUUGGGAAUAAACCGCUUGGUUUUAACUAUAUAUUAAUCUUAGCAACGUAUCUUCGAGGAGAAAGUUGCGUACCGGCAAAGGUGAGACGCAAAAUUUGCGUUGUGUGUUCAUAGUAAAAAGACAAUUUUCACGUUAGCGUAUGGAAAAAGUUGAGGGAAGGGAAACGUGAGUCAGGAAAAAUUGAAAAGAAAGAAAACACGAGAAAAGUAAGCGCCGGAUUCCCAAAGAUAUCCUCCAGUAAAUGUAUAUAGAUUAUUUAAGAGCAGCUGUAUCGGAUUGGAGAAUGAACUGAACCGUCGAAUCUCAAGAUUUAGCCUAAUCGAUGAGAGGAUCCUCGAUGAUUUCUCUCGACAUUUGAAAACGAGGAACGGCGAUUAAUUGUGUCUAGGAGAGAUUGAAAAUUUGCCAAAACUUUUGAACAGAUAUUUUUGUUCGUUUCGACAGCGUUGCAAUUCUAAACUAUGGGACUUGAGGGCGUUGCAAUAAGGAAACGAUAAUCUCGAGAUAAAUAUUGAUUUACGCAAGUCCAGAAAGCUAGAACCACAAGAUACGAUAGCGAAGUAUAAACGGCAGAGAAAUAGUAUAUUGUAUAAUUUAUAAUACGCGCUGCAUCGUCUCUUGUGACAAUAUUUUAAGACGUAGACAUGACACUUCCCUGCAUCACAUGAUAUUAGAUUACCUUAAUUAUAGAGACAAACAUCCGUACAUGCAUAUAUACAUACAUACAUACACGCGUAUAGCAAUUACAUUAAUUCAAUAACGUAUUUGUAUAUUGGAAAUUUUUAAUCACUCAUUAUGAAUUAGCGUAAACUAUUCGUGUGCUUUAUAUUUUAAUAAUCCAUACUUUAGUUCUCCGUCGUUCCGACGAAAACUUUUCACCUGAAUAAUUCGAGAAUUCCGGACUUUCGUUUCUUUUUUCUUUCAUCUUUCAUCCGGAGUCGGAAUAAAAUUUUGUGUUCUUUUUCUUUCGUUCAGACUUUUGCAAAGACGAUAUACUUCUAUUUAACCACGUGUUGUUAGUUUUAAUUAGAUAUCUACAAUAUUUUGUUCUACCGUCAGUCAAUAAUUGCCCUUCAAAAAAAUUCACAUUUGUAUCGUCAAGGCGAUGUCGAAUCGCUGGAGCAGUUCGAUUUUCGCUCGCGAUGCGAAAUGUCCAUUACAUGAUUUUUUACGAAUCAAGUCGAUUUCUAUUUAUUGAAUAUGUGCUCUCACUCAUUCGUUCGUUCGUAAUUUCACUCGUGAUAUUAAAAACAUUUUAGCCGCUAUCGGAACAAGUAAUCCCAAUAUCUUCCUUCGUUUUUCAAAUUUGAAUAAUUAUUUUUUACCCCCACGUAUUAUACCACAAACCAAGUGUCAUUCCGAAAGAAGGCAUUUGAUUCAAAGAUCAGGAUUUUUAUACUCGUGUUACUUUUUUGUUCUCUUUGAAUUUUAUUUUAUUUCAUUUUUUUCGUUUUUUUGUUUUUUGACGUUUUUCUUCUUGUAGGGUGAAAAAUUGAACGUAAGGAAGAGAGGAAAAAAUUUUUUUUUUUUUUCUUCAUUUCAACAAAACCCGAAAGUACAGUCAGCUUAGUCCUGUGAAUACGUCCAGAAAAUUUUCAAAAGGAUGAUUCAACAAUGAAUUGACUAGGGACACGAGCCCCGGUCUUUCUAUUAACCCGAUUCUUAGAUCUAUAAAAGAAUAGAUGAUACUAAGAUAAAAAAAAAAAAAAAAAAUUAAACAGAAAGAACGAAAAAGAAAAAAAAAAAAGAAAACAAGUAUAAAUAUGUUGAUAACAAUUUUUAAAAUGAAAUCCACUCAGUUUUAAACUUAAGCGUACAGAAUAUAUACACAAGAUAUUUCGAAAAAAAAAAAACAAAUGAAUAAAAAAACAAGCAACCGAGCAAA